UUAGGUAUGGCACUUGAGUAAGCGAGCUUUAUCGUAAUCGCGGGCUAUUGACAUUCGCACCUAGAACGACUUUUAGCUGAUAAACGUUUCCGGUUUGAAUGGCAACGCUGAAUUCACACCAGUUCGAACCAGUUUCAGCGUCUGCGUACGCAGCUUGAACUAUCUCAAUUGUGUUAGCACAGCGUAAUUAAUUGUUUUAUUGCCGAAUCUUUGAUAAGCAUACGAUGAGCUCCAAAACCAAGUGUCAAACGUCUGCCUCUCUCCUGGUUGGCUCCCGCCUGAAGGCGCGCAUGCGAACUACGGGCAAAUGGCACAUGGCCGAGAUCGUUGGCAUCAAGGAGCUGGACGAAGGCCGGCGUCAGUUCUACGUGCACUACGACAAUUGCAAUAGGCGCCUUGACGACUGGCUUAAUCCGGAUGAUCUGGAUCUGAGCUGCGUGCGAAACGCUGCCCGUGCGAGCCAGCAGAACACCGCCCUUGCUAGCGCCGUACUCUCCCAGCGUCCCUCUUCGGUGAUUGGUAAAAAGGCGGAGAUCAAGCAAAAAGAUCAGCCAGAGACUGGAGCAUCUACAUCGAAAGGAUGGGCCAGGGGUCGUAAGCAAUUAAAAUUGGUGGAUAGAAUUGAGAGCGCCGCAGUUGCUGACCAGGGGAAGAGUAAGCUGCUAGAGUUACGUGAAUUGAAGCGUACGAAUGACAUUGUGGCAUGCAUCAAGAAUGUGCAGAUGAUUGAGCUGGGCCGUUAUCGUAUUACCCCCUGGUACUUUUCGCCCUAUCCCGAGCAGCUGUGCCAUGAGGACUGCAUCUACCUGUGCGAAUUUUGCCUGAAGUAUUGCAAAAGUCGCCAGUGCCUGGGACGCCACUUGACCAAGUGCACUCUGAAGCAUCCACCUGGCAACGAGAUCUAUCGGAAGGACUCGAUAUCGUUCUUCGAGAUCGACGGGCGCCAGAACAAGCUGUACGCCCAGAACUUGUGCUUGUUGGCCAAGUUGUUUUUGGACCACAAGACGGUCGACUUUGACACUGAUCCGUUCCUCUUCUACGUGUUGACGGAGUUCGACUCUCGUGGCUUCCACAUUGUCGGCUACUUCUCCAAGGAGAAGAUCAGCGCCGAGGAGUACAACCUGGCCUGUGUCCUGACGCUGCCGCCGUACCAGCGCAAGGGCUACGGCAAGCUGCUCAUCGAGUUCAGCUAUGAGCUGUCCAAGCACGAGGGCAAAACGGGAUCGCCAGAGAAGCCGCUCUCCGACCUGGGCCUGCUCUCCUAUCGCUCCUUCUGGGCACGGGCCAUUCUCGAGCUGCUCAUCAAGCAGAACCAAUCAGCUGCUGAGGGCGUGCGACCCUCGACAGCCAUCAAUGAUAUUUCCGAGCAGACGGCUAUAAAAAGAGAUGACGUAAUCUACACGCUGAAGCAACUUAAUCUCCUGACCUACUGCAGGGGUCAGUACAUAAUCUGCAUCAGUCAGGAUGCCAUCGACCAGCAUCGGACUGCCAUGGAGAAGAGCCAAAUACGCAUUGAUCCCACCCGCUUGCAGUGGAGCCCCAAAGACUGGAGCAUGCAAAUGAAUCGCGUGCUCGGACGUUAGCCAAUAAUGAUUUUCUAAACCAAAGUUCAUUGAACGCACAGAACAACAUCAAAGACGACGCUGAUAAGAGA
Drosophila navojoa is the source of this 1654-nucleotide messenger RNA. RefSeq names its product histone acetyltransferase Tip60. Gene Ontology annotation, molecular function: histone H4K16 acetyltransferase activity. NCBI's taxonomy places the organism in Eukaryota, Metazoa, Arthropoda, Insecta, Diptera, Drosophilidae. Gene Ontology annotation, cellular component: NuA4 histone acetyltransferase complex. Gene Ontology annotation, biological process: regulation of DNA-templated transcription; double-strand break repair via homologous recombination. The record is from RefSeq and is a predicted model, not a curated record.